Molecule: messenger RNA, 2002 nt
Organism: Symsagittifera roscoffensis
Lineage: Eukaryota; Metazoa; Xenacoelomorpha; Acoela; Convolutidae
Product: TBC1 domain family member 19-like
Exons: 10
Coding region: 52-1692 (546 amino acids)
Source: RefSeq, a predicted model, not a curated record
AAUGGUUCUCCCAAUUACUAAUACUUAAGUGUAAAUUAAAAUUUGUUCAAAAUGGCUUCGAAUUUAAAUUUAGCAAACACGAAGGAUCUUCUGCCUCGAUUGACGGAGCAAGAGGUUCAAAGCAGAAUAGAAGAACUGACUCAGAAGUUGAGGAAUAGUGAUAUUUAUUUGCUACUUAAACAGACGGCUCUUCAGGAAACCAAGUCGCCCUCUUCAAACACUUCCAACUCUUCAGCUGUGGUGUCUAAUUCGCAGUUCAUCUCAGAUGUGCAGCAGAGAAUCAACAGGAGUGUGUUGAGUAGAGUGCUGGCCAAUCAGGUGUACAGAGAACUCAAGCUGAGAGACCAAACUGUGCUGGAGGCAGAGCCACUCGGCUUCGUGCGCCGUGCCCAGCUGUUGUGGGAGAAGAGAAUCUUGAAGAGUCUGAACACAAUGUGCACUGAGUUGUCUGUCCCCCUAGCGAGGAGGAGGGGUAAACAGGAACAGAUCGAAAUGAAGACCAAGUGGAAUGAAAUAGGAACUGGAAAUCCGAACCUGGAGCAGUAUCGUCCAGUGUAUGCCCCCAAGGACUUCCUGGAAGUGGUGGCCAGUCUUGUGAAUCCAAACAGCACACUGAGUAGUAGUGGGAGUAGUGAGGAAGUGAACGGAUACUGGGGCAUUGUUCAAGUGAAUCUGGAUGUGAAGUCUAUUGAGCAGCUGCGUGUGGAAUAUUCCUCUCUCUGCAUUGACAAGUGUCAGAGUGGAUUAGACGACAGGUACCAGUCAAGUCACUUUGCAGUGGAGAGGGAUGCUGGGGUGAGGAGGGUGGCCAAACAGGGUCUCAGUGCAGUCUGCGAAGUGGCCGCCAGAAGAGGAAACCCAGUCGGGCAAAGAGCGGUUAUGUGGGAGAAGAUUCUGGGAGUUAGAGUGGACGAAAUAGACAGACUGUACUACUCCCAGAUGAAAAACGAAGUGAUCCAACAUGACCUCAUGAUUGACAACAUCAUCUUCAAAGAUAUCAAACUCACUUCAGUCAAUGAUGAUUUCUUUUUCGUCUUCGAAGAUUAUCUGUAUCAGGUCCUUCUAAUCUUCGUUCGCGACACUUCAGUUCUUAAAUGGCGCAACUGCAUGAUGGCAAACCCCCUCAAAGCCUACUUAAGAGGCAAAAUCGGAAACGAAAAUUACUGUGUAGUCUAUCCCCCAAGCGGGGUUAUACCCUUUCACGGGUUUUCAAUGUACGUGGCGCCUCUGUGUUUUAUAUACGCGGAUCCGGUCAAGCUGUAUUUUGUGUUUCGAGAACUGUACGUCAGAUUUUUCUGCCAUCUUCACUGCUUGAGCUCAAACCCGAAAGGAAUCUUGGCCGUCAGUGCUCUCUUUGAAAGCCUUCUGAUGUCCUUAGCCCCUUCACUCUUUUUCCACCUCAAAUCUAUCGGCAGUGCCCCUUUGAAGAUAGCCUUCAAGUGGCUAAUGCGGGCGUUCUCUGGCUACUUGGAAGCGGAUCAGCUGUUGGUGUUGUGGGAUAGAGUGAUUUCGCAUGACUCUAAUGAGAUUCUGGCUGUUAUGGCUGCGGGGCUCUUUUUGUACAGGUCAGCCAAUUUGAUGAACGUGACUUCACCCGCAGCGGCAGAAGCAAUCAUGGCUGAUCUGUCCACAGUCAAGGUCAUUCCAAUUCUCCAGAUCAUUCUCGCAACCAACACUGAAAAAUCGAAAUGAGAAAGGUCACGAAGUUAGUUCUCAUCUAUCAGUGUAGAUUAUCAUCACGUGUCAACUUUGCGUUUAGAACAGCUGAUUGCAGAAAAAAAUAAGAACAAAAUGCAUGUGUAAACGGGCAUAUGUUUUCAUCCAGAUCCAAUAAUCUAAAAAUUAUUUUUCUGUUGUAAAAAAGUAGAAAAAAUUAUUGUAAAUCAUGUAAAUUUUGUGUCAUAAGUUUAAAUAAUUUUGGCAGAAGGCUUCAUCAAUCUUUAUAUACUUCUGCAUAUAUACUUAUGAUCUUCAGCAUAUGUACUAUACGGUUCACGAAUUU